CUGGAGUUCCUGCAGAGAUCGGAGGUUCCUGAUGGGAGGGUCCAUCCACGCAGGCCGCCGCCAAGUCCCGCCUCGCUCCCGCCGUGUCCUUCUGGGACAUGGAGGCUAUAAAAUGACGGCUGUGCGGAUCUGCGCGGCCACAGUUCCCGGUUCCAGCCCGCCGCUGUAGCCGCCUCGCUCGUCGUUUUCCGCCGCAGAUUGAGUUCCUUCACCGGGACUCCGGGCACCGGACAGCCAUGGCCGGGGAGGGCUCGGAGCAGCCCACGCUGCAGUAUGAGCAAACUCUGAUGUAUGGGCGUUACACCCAGGACCUUGGAGUGUACGCCAAAGAGGAAGCUGCUCGGCUGAGGGAGAGCGGCCAGAGGCGAUCCGUCAGUGGCCGAAGCCUCGACCUGCUCGAGUACAAGGGACGCUGUGCAAAGUGUCAGCGGUCAGGGUAUCCCUAUGUGCUGGAGGCUCCAGCCCAGGACUUUUUCUCGGUCUGCACGGUCCGCUGUCAGAAGUUCCUGAUCUCCCGGGUCGGGGAGGACUGGAUCUUUCUCAUCCUGUUGGGUCUCGUCAUGGCGCUGGUCAGUUGGGGUGUGGACUUCUGCAUCGCCAUCUGCCUCCAAGCACAGAAGUGGAUGUAUGGUGGUCUGGACAGCAACGUCUUCCUCCAGUAUCUGGCCUGGGUGACGUACCCUGUGGUCCUCAUCACCUUCUCUGCUGGUUUCACACAGAUUCUGGCCCCACAGGCUGUCGGUUCAGGUAUUCCGGAAAUGAAGACAAUCCUGAGAGGAGUGGUACUGAAGGAAUACCUGACCUUCAAGACGUUUGUGGCUAAAGUUAUCGGCCUCACCUGUGCGUUAGGUAGCGGCAUGCCCUUGGGCAAGGAGGGUCCCUUUGUGCACAUCGCCAGUUUGUGUGCUGCUCUGCUCAGCAAGUUCAUGUCUUUGUUUGGAGGGAUAUAUGAGAACGAGUCCAGGAACAUCGAGAUGCUGGCGGCCGCCUGUGCUGUGGGAGUCGGCUGCUGUUUUGCUGCCCCGAUCGGAGGUGUUCUGUUCAGCAUUGAAGUAACAUCCACCUUCUUCGCUGUGAGGAACUACUGGAGAGGCUUUUUUGCAGCCACAUUCAGCGCCUUCAUCUUUAGAGUCCUGGCUGUUUGGAACAGAGAUGAAGAGACCAUCACAGCGCUGUUUAAAACUCGUUUCCGCUUAGACUUUCCCUUUGACCUUCAGGAGCUUCCUGCUUUCGCUGUCAUUGGUAUUGCCAGUGGUUUCGGGGGGGCUUUGUUCGUCUACCUGAACCGGCUGAUUGUGCAGUUCAUCCGCAAACAGAAGACCAUCAACCGCUUCCUCAUGAAGAAACGUCUGCUAUAUCCAGCACUGGUCACUUUAAUCAUCUCAACUCUAACGUUUCCUCCUGGAUUUGGACAGUUUAUGGCUGGAAAGCUAACGCAGAAGGAGUCUCUGGUGACUCUACUGGACAACCGAACGUGGGCCAAACAGGGCAUAGCGGAGGAGUUUGACUACAUCGGGAACUCCCAAGCCUGGAAACACCCGCAGGUGAACGUCUUCGUCACCUUGGUCCUUUUCAUCGUCAUGAAGUUCUGGAUGUCUGCCCUGGCCACCACCAUCCCUGUGCCCUGUGGAGCCUUCAUGCCUGUUUUUGUCAUAGGAGCAGCCUUUGGUCGCCUUGUUGGAGAAAGCAUGGCAGCUUGGUUCCCAGAUGGCAUCAACACAGAUGGUACCAUUUACCCCAUAGUGCCCGGAGGCUACGCCGUCGUGGGUGCAGCAGCCUUGUCGGGAGCAGUCACUCACACCGUCUCCACCGCCGUCAUCGUGUUUGAGCUGACCGGCCAGAUCUCCCACAUCCUGCCGGUGAUGAUCGCCGUGAUCCUGGCGAACGCCGUGGCCCAGUCCCUGCAGCCCUCCCUGUACGACUCCAUCAUCAGGAUCAAGAAGCUGCCCUACCUCCCCGAGCUUGGCUGGGGUCACCACGAGAAGUAUAACAUUCGUGUGGAGGACAUCAUGGUGCGGGAUGUGCGAUACAUCACUCUGAACUGCACCUAUCGAGACCUUCACAACGUGCUGCAGUCAGGACACCUCAAGACUCUGGCUCUGGUGGAAAGUGCAGAGUCGAUGAUCCUGCUGGGCUCCAUUGAGCGUGCUCAGCUCCAGUCGCUGCUCUCCCAGCAGCUCGGUCGCGCCAGACGCCUGGAGUACAUCAGGGAGCAAUCUGCUGCCGAGAAGAAGCGCCUGUCAGAGGUGUCGCACACGGGCAGCGAGGAGGAGUGCCAGCGGGUCAGUCAGGAGGUCCGCUUCCAGAUUUCCACAGAAGAGUCUUCCUUCAGUCCAACUCGUCCAACGCCUGUGAAGCCCCUGAAGCCGGCUCUGAAGAGAGCCAGUGUGGCUGAGAGACCCACCGAACUCCCCACGAGUCCUCAUGAAAACUCCGGCAUCGCGCUCAAGAGCCUCUUCUGUGGCGUUCCAGACGCAGACGCCCUGGAGAAAAACAACAACAAUGAGGAGAGCCCCCCGUCUCCUGAGCACAGGAGGCCGUCCAAACGAGUCCGGAUCUCCGUCGUGGAGCCAGACCUGAAGAAUUUCCCUAUGGAUGACGGAGACGUGGAGGACGACAUGACUCUCAGGGAGAUCACAGAGUGGGAGGAGAAGCAGCUUGAUGAGCAGGUUAACUUCAACAACUGCAAGAUUGACCCCGCCCCCUUCCAGCUGGUGGAGCGCACGUCGCUGCACAAGACUCACACCAUCUUCUCCCUGCUGGGUCUCGACCACGCCUACGUCACCAGCAUCGGGCGGCUCAUCGGCGCCGUCUCCCUCAAAGAGCUCCGUAAAGCCAUCGAGGGCUCGGUCACGGUGAAGGGCGUGAAGGUACGGCCUCCUCUGGCCAGCUUCAGGGACAGCGGCACCAGCAGCAGUGAGAACGAGGCCACGGAGCUCCACAAGCUGUGGGACCGCAACAAGAGCAUGUCGCUGCCGCGAGAACAAACCCCGUCAGAGUCCGACGAGAAGUCACAGUGAGGGGCGGUGGAAGAGGAGCGGGUGGAGGACACGCAGGAGGUGGCCUUUCAUCUCCAAAGCCACGCCACCCAAAAAUCCUCAGGGCUUAAGGAUCGAUAUUUAAUCGUGGAGAUGGUUUCCUCUCCUCAUCUGCUCCUCCUCCAGCACCUCCUUGUUCGGGAGUCUUGCACUGACCCAGCCCCACACUCCCUAGGAUGAGGGGGCCGCGUUGCCCCGCCCACCCUGCUCUCCGUUUACCUUUGGGUCCAAAGCUGGGAUUUUGGGGGAUAAUUUUAAAAAGGGAUUUUUUUUUGUCAAUUUUUUUUUUGUUUUCUUAGGGACGUGAUCAAACUUUGGAUCUGCAAAAAUUCUCUUUUGACUGAGUCUUCCACUUAAGCAAUGAAAUUCAGAGGUUUUGACAAGGAAGAACACUGUAAUUUAUGAAUGUGUGAAUGUGAAUGUGGAUGAAGACAGGAGCGUGACGUCAUAGGAGUUUGUUUCACUGGCUUUAGGAUUUCAUUUCAGCUUUUGUUUGAUCAGGUGCUCCACUAAAAAUGGUCUCCAGCUAAAAAUCAUGAAGGUGACUGGAGGCUUUUGCGCACAUGUUCAUCCUUCUCUCUGCAAGUCUUCAUGUUCAGGUUAAAGAUUCUAACCUAUGCAAGCUGUAGGCUCUCGCCUCCAUUUCAAACCACUGCAGCCUUUUCUACGAGGCGGAGGCACACAAACCGCCUGCAGUGAUGCACUCCAAAAGAGGAGGUUUUCUCCUCAUCUAAACAUAGCUCUUAAUCAGCAGUCCAGACAAGGUUGAGGCGGAUGGUGGAGGGGAGGGGGGGGCAGGAAGGAAGCAGAAAGAGCAAAGGAGUAAAUGGAUGGGUGAAAGAAUGGAGAUGUCAUUACCUAACCAGCUGCUCUGGGUUCUCUCAGGCGUCAGCCUUUGAUCUCACGUUCAUUAGUGUGUCGCAGCCAAACAGAUGCAGCUCCGCUGACAUCGGGAGCUAAACCUGUGAGCAGAUCAGUGAAGGGAUGCUCAGGAAAUCAAUCAUGGAGAUCCAUAAUCCAGCGCUGAUUGGACUGUGUGUAGAUGUGGUUUCUUAUAGGAUAAUUUACGCAUAAUAAUAAUAGGAAAUGUGACAGAUUUGCAUGGAUAAAUCACUGCAGCAUCAGCAGUUCCUCUGGUCCUGGAGGCUUUAACAUCCAUGCAGAUUCUGUUUCCUGACGUGACCAAUAACACGGCAUAGUUGGCGUUUAAUAAUUCAUGUCUCCCAUAAUGCUCCACGCGCUCUGUUCAUUGACAGAAAAGCAUUGAUCUGUUUUCCUUCCUCCUUUCUUUAUUUCUUUUCCCCUCAUUUAACAAACUUAAUUCAGAAACAAACAUUGCAUAAAUGUCCUCUAACAGACCAGCAUUUCACUGUUGAUCAGCUCACUUCCACCUGACAACUCUCUAACAAAACAUAAAUAGAAAAUCAAUCGAUAUAUAUUUUUACAUAAUCUUGGCAGAGAUUUUAGUUUUUUGUUUUGUCCAAGGUGGUUCAGUGCAGAUUUUUAUCUUUUCUUUUACAAAUUGAGUCUAUCAAGGAAAGAAAUGCUGAUCAAUUUUUUUGUCUUACUUACUUUUAGUUUUUCAGGCCUGUGAAACAUUUUGAAGGUAGUCUUUAAAAAAAUGUUGUUUAAAGUGCACCUUGGUCCCCUUUAAUGCACAGAAUGUGUCCCUGGUGGGACAACUUUUGUUGUUUUUGAUGCAUUCCCGGCCCCUUCCUGCAGAACACUUCCAGUUCUGUGUGCAGAGCAUUCCAUUCUGGUAGGAAGGAUCUCGUUUUCCCAGUUAUGGCUGUAGAAAGAGCAGCAUGGCUUUGCAUGACGGUCUGCAUGGGGCCUUUGUUUUAUAAAGUGCGCCGAAACAGAAGUGAAGAGUGAACGCCGUCCACGCAGGUUGGCCAUCUUGUGCCUACAUUUCCAAACAGCUUUAUUCAUCGAGUUUGAACUGAGAUGAGGUUCAAAAUAAAGUACAUAUUAAUAUAUUUAAUAUCAUUCCAGGAAUCAUAAUUUAAUGUCUUAUCUUUAAUUAUGAAGUGCUCUCUUUCUGAAAGAGACUUGGGCUUUUUUUUGUAAAAUUUGUUAUUUAUGUCACAUCUGAUGAUUUAAACUUGAUUUUCAUGCUGUGUAUAAUUUUUAUGUGUAUAUUUAAUAUGCUGUCUAAAACAUUUCUACUAAUAUAAAUGUGUUUUUAAAAACAA
This is a messenger RNA of Oryzias melastigma (Indian medaka), 5233 nucleotides long. RefSeq names its product chloride channel, voltage-sensitive 2b (gene clcn2b). The record is from RefSeq and is a predicted model, not a curated record. Gene Ontology annotation, molecular function: voltage-gated chloride channel activity. Bases 237 to 3020 code for a protein of 927 amino acids. The transcript is spliced from 26 exons. Gene Ontology annotation, cellular component: membrane. Gene Ontology annotation, biological process: transmembrane transport; chloride transport. Lineage: Eukaryota; Metazoa; Chordata; Actinopteri; Beloniformes; Adrianichthyidae.